Messenger RNA from Phytophthora sojae, 231 nucleotides. RefSeq lists its product as hypothetical. The transcript has a single exon. The annotation marks the transcript as partial. Lineage: Eukaryota; Oomycota; Peronosporomycetes; Peronosporales; Peronosporaceae. The record is from RefSeq and is a predicted model, not a curated record.
GCGAAGGACCAACUGCGUCGCGAGAGGUACUACAAUCGGCGUGUUCGGCAGGACACGACGUUCGAAGUUGGAGACUUGGUGUGGGUGCUCAAGCCUCCACGAGGCAAGGUCAUCUCGAAGUUGGCCCAUCAGUGGGUGGGCCCGGCGAGGAUCGUGCUGUCGGCAGGGGUCGACAACUGGGAGGUCGUGCGCGACGACACGGACGAGCAUUCAAUCGUCCACUGCAGCUUC